UCUCUCGAAGCGAUGUCGUCUCUCUCUUCUUCCUCUCUUCACAUCCUCUCUCCCAAAUUCCCAUCAAAGCCCUCCUGUUUCCUUUGGAAAAGCCUCUCCUUUCUUCCCUCAAGAUCCCUCCUUUUAUCGUCCCCCAUCUCCUUCCAACCCCUCCCCAGAUCUUCCCCCCUCCCCCAACCCCUCCGUGCCCAGCCGCAGCAGCGGGAGGAGGAGCAGACAGCCGGCGUCGACCUCUCCCUCCUCCCUCCCAAGCUCCGGGACAUCAUCGUCCUCUUCCAGUCCGUCUCCGAGCCCAAGGCCAAGUACCAGCAGCUCCUCCACUACGGGGCGCGGCUGCCCCCCCUCGACCCCGCCUUCAAGAACGAGGAGCACCGCGUGCGUGGCUGCGUCUCCCAGGUCUGGGUCCGCGCCUUCAUCGACCCCGAGGACGCCGCCGCCGUCCGCUUCGAGGCCGAUUCCGACUCCGUCCUCACCAAGGGUCUGGCCGCCCUCCUCGUGCUUGGCCUCUCGGGAUCCCCUGCCCCUGUGAUCGCCCGCGUGCCCCCUGACUUCGUUCACCUCCUCGGCCUCCGACAGAGCCUCACGCCAUCUAGGAAUAAUGGCUUCCUCAACAUGCUCAAGCUCAUGCAGCAGAAAGCCCUCCAGCUGCAUGCAGAUGCUGCUGAUUUCAAGGAUAGUGAGGCUCUCGGACCCGAUAGAUUAGACACAAAUACAAAAGAUGAAUUUUUUGAGGGAAAAGAUCCGAUUUUGGGUGGAAAAGCCAAUGAAAUGAGCACAGGUCGCGACUCAGUUGUUAAUGGUGGCAGAAAUUCACCAGGUUAUCAUGCUUCAGAGGUAGAAGAGAGAUUGGAAGAAGAUAGGGAUGCUGUUGAUAUGACUCCGAUAAGUCCACAAGCUGCAUCCGGUGGGAGAAGGGAGAGGAUGAUCGAGAGAUUGGAGAGAGGGCUAUGUCCGGUGUCAUUAGAGGUGGAGGACAUAUCUCAUCUCCACGCAAGCCAUGCUGCAGUUAGGGGGAGCGCUGGUGGAGAGACUCAUUUCAACGUUAGGGUUAUCUCAAGGGAGUUUGAAGGGAAGAGUUUGGUGAAGAGGCACAGGCUUAUUUAUGAGCUUUUGCAAGAGGAGUUGCAGAGUGGAUUACAUGCUCUCUCUAUUGAUGCAAAGACUCCAUCUGAAGCGCAAUCUAGUUAAAGAAGAAUUAGUUGUGACAAGAGAACAAUGCAAUAAGCUCAAAAACACUUUCUGUUGUUGACGCAUGAUGCUCGUAGCAAGGAAUAGUUAUUAUUCUUGAAGAUGCCAUUGAAGAUUGAUUGUGGGAAUCUUAUAUGUCUCAAAGAAAUAUUAUUGUGAGAGUGUGUUCUCUGUUAAUGUCUACUAAACUAAAAUAAGGUUCAAGGUCAUCUGUCAGUGUGUUUGGUUGCCAUUUAUAUGUCGAGAUCAUGAGGAAUACCCUUAUGCCAAUGCCUAGAAGCUCCAAUUCUUCCUAUUUUCUUUCCUCAUUUUUGGAAUUGUUAUAACAAUCUUAAAAUGUGACUUUGGCUCAAUGAUGAUAAAAUACAAUUGAGAAGUUUCAUGGUUUUGAGCUUCUAAUUGUGUACAUAGUGCUCUCUGUUGUGUUGGAUUAUUUUAUCUUUAAUCUAUUAGCCUAGAGUUUAUCAGAUUCUCUAACUGCAAGGCUUCUUGUUAUAUACACACAACUACCAAAUGUAUCAUGGUCAAUUUGUUGAAUUAUUGAACAAUAACAAGGCAUCAUUCCUAAUCAUUUGGGGUUGGACUGAUGGAACUUUUCUGGCCGUUUAUCUCUCCUCAGGACAGUGAUUAUUUUGAUUGGACCAAAGGUCAAUUUGUUGAAUUAUUGAACAAUAACAAGGCAUCAUUCCUAAUCAUUUGGGGUUGGACUGAUGGAACUUUUCCGGCUGUUUAUCUCUCUUCAUGACAGUGGUUGUUUUGAUUGUGCAAUCUAGUCUUCGACUCCAUCUUAUGCUAGAUUGGUACUGUAUCUAAUGUAGCAUCAAUAUAAUAAAUUCCUUAUUUGUUUUUUCAAGAAGAGCUAUCACUGAUCUCAACAUCCUUUUUGGGUUAAUAUAACUCUGGAUAUGUUGCUUUUUGACUGCCAACAUUUUUUAUAUGCAAAAUAUGGCUGCAAUACCCUCGUAAGAAGUAUUUGAUUAGUUAUGCAUGCUUUACAACUUCACUUGCAGUCCAUGGUGAAGGUAAUUAAAGUGCCAUUGAUUCCCUAGCCUUGUUACUUGUUACACAUUUCUGAUACCCUUAGUGUAAAAGUAAUGGUACAAUCUUCCCGACAUGUAAGACUUAAUGUGUUUUUUGUUGAACAUCUUUGUCCCAGUUAAGUCUGUUCAUCACCCUAUCCUAUAGCUUCUAAAUUGGGCAAUAUAAAUCAUGAAUUUUUUAUGCCUCUGAUUAACCAUUUAAUACUCUACAUCGAGAUUUCUUUCACAAAUAUUAGAAACAGUUUCUGCCAUAAAUUGCAUCCUUCUCUUGGCAUAUUUUGACAUAUUUUGUGUACCUUCAUGUUCCUUUGAUUGUUUGAGCAUGCAUCAGACUCUUGUCUAUCAUCAUAAUUUGCAUUUUUGGACCUUUAUAGCAUGAUUCUAUUCAGUGUUUCUUUGUAUCAGGAUUAGAUUGUGUCAGCAAAUCACUUUUGUUACAGACUCAUGUCUAUGAACUUUGAUUUUACCGUUUAGAUGUUAAUUAUUGACACCUUUUGGAGGCCAAUGGAUCAAAGAAGGGAGAGGGAGAUACUUGGGCAGGGACUAGAAUGGGUCUUAUUUGGCAUCUCGGGGUGUCUGGCAGCCUUCAGCCAAGCAUUUAGAUCUUAUUGGCUAACUUAUAACGGAGAGGGAUUACUGUUACUAUAUACAGUAACAUGCUUGCAGAUAUCUACUUGAGACCAGAAAUCUCCAAACUGUUGUUCAUACUGAAAACUAUUCCAGUAUGCCACUCUCUCCAACACCUCCCUGCCAUAUAGUAUGCAUGUUUGAAUUCCCAUCAAGAUAAUGUUCAUUCUAUAGUAUUGACUUUAAUAGGUUACGCAUGGUGAAACUGAGAAGGCCCUACCUGUUAGAAAUUGCUGGCAAGGCUGAGAGAUGCUACCAGAUUAUGCAGUUCGGUACUGUUUGUCAAAGGAGGAGUGCAGCUUGCAACUGUCCACAUUGAGUUGAAUGUAUGAUAAUUAUUUUGCACAAAAAGAUGCGUUGGGUUAUAGGUUUAGGGAUCAAAAGGAUCUGAUGUUACUCUAGUAAUUUAAUUUUUUGCUCUGCUCUGGUUAUCCUUGUGAUAGAGACUGCCAGCAAUUUAUGCUUAUAUUUUUAUGUGUUC
Musa acuminata subsp. malaccensis (wild Malaysian banana) is the source of this 3336-nucleotide messenger RNA. RefSeq names its product sufE-like protein 1, chloroplastic/mitochondrial. Gene Ontology annotation, biological process: iron-sulfur cluster assembly. Lineage: Eukaryota; Viridiplantae; Streptophyta; Magnoliopsida; Zingiberales; Musaceae. The record is from RefSeq and is a predicted model, not a curated record. Gene Ontology annotation, cellular component: chloroplast.